AUGGCUGAGGAGGAGGUCGCUGAUGCUGGAUCUGAGGAAGACUCGGCGGCUUAUGAUCUUUCGUUUAACUUCAAAGCGAAAGAUCACAUUGCGUCUAUUCCUCACACAUGUGCUGAACUUUACUCCAAAAUCCCUUGCUGUACGGUGUACACCAUUCCGGAGCCGGAUGACUUAAUCGAGAGGGAGGCGUAUCAGUUGUUCACGGAGAGCGUGAUGGAGAUGCUCACACAAGAGAACUUGAUCAUCAAAAAUUACGACCGUCGGUCUCGGGGGCUUUUGAAAAAGCUCGAAGAUUAUCCCAGCAAGGUCGCAGCGCAGAUCACCGCGCUGAAUGAUCUGUCAAAGAAGGCUAGGAAAGCAAGAGAGCGGGAGACGGCUCCUCUGCGGUCUUCUCGAAGGCACGAGGUCAAUCAGAUCAUUGCGAAGUGCGAUGCUAAGCUUCUGAGGAUUAAGAAGUCGAUCUUGGACAACGAGGAGGCGAAUAGGCAUGGUGGCUUAAUGAACCAAACGAUGGCUAUCAAGGAUUACCUCGCUGGUUUUAAGAACCAAACGUUUGAUGGAUUUUAUUUAUGUAUAUCUAGGUCGUUUUAUUUGUCCGCGACUCUGAGGUCGGCUUAUGACGGGAUUCUUUACGUGGCUAAGUGUGCGAGAAUGACUCGGCUUAGGAUACUUAGGCGCUUAGAAUCAGUUGCGGGUCUGGCCUCGGCUUACAGGUCGCUAGUGGAAGUUUAA
Arabis nemorensis is the source of this 732-nucleotide messenger RNA. The record is from the annotation of a GenBank genome assembly. Lineage: Eukaryota; Viridiplantae; Streptophyta; Magnoliopsida; Brassicales; Brassicaceae.